AUGGUCCUAUCGCCCUCCUCCAGCGAUCCCAAUCUGCAAGAGCCGAAUGCCCGAGACGCAGAGGCUCUAGGUCCUGUUCGGAGCAACGCGCCGCCGUAUUCAGUCUUCACCAAGCGGCAGAAGCAGUUCAUCGUAUUCCUGGCUGCCUGGGGUGGUUUCUUCUCCCCUCUCUCAGCGAAUAUCUACUUCCCAGCCCUGACGACUCUGGCCAAAGACUACAAUGCAUCCAAUACUUUGAUGAACCUGACACUCACCUCCUACAUGAUCUUUCAAGGACUGGCGCCAACAUUAUUUGGCGAUCUAGCCGACAUGGCUGGAAGACGGCCGGCGUUUAUCAUAGGCUUUCUCGUUUAUAUCGGAGCAAACAUCGGUCUCGCCCUCCAAAACUCAUUUGCUGCUCUGUUCGUCCUGCGCUGUUUACAAAGUACCGGAAGCAGUCCCACUAUAGCUCUUGGUACUGGCAUCGUAGCCGAUAUUUCUACAAGCGCUGAGCGUGGCAUGUACAUGGGAUAUGUCACGAGUGGAUCCAUGAUUGCACCCGUCAUUGCCCCCAUCAUUGGAGGAGUCCUUGCUGAAUUCCUUGGAUGGCGCUCCAUCUUCUGGUUUCUCGUCAUCCUGACGGCUGUCUACCUCGUUCCCUUCUUGGUGGCUUUCCCGGAGACGGCCAGAAAUGUCGUAAGAAAUGGCUCCAUACCCCCUCAAAGCUGGAAUAUGUCCCUGUUGAACUACCUCGAAAUGCGCAGAGCGAGGAACACCGGAGAUGAGCUUACCCGAACAGCCUCCAGGAUCUCCCAGAGAGCGGCGCAACUGGAACUGGCGAAGAAACGCAAACUCAGAUUUCCAAACCCGCUUGGGACACUGCGUGUGAUCAAACAGAAGGACGUCGGCCUACUGUUGUUGUACAGCAGCUUGGUUUACACUGCCUCUUACACGGUUAUUGCCUCCUGCCCAUACCUUUUCGAAGCAGUCUAUGGUUUCAAUGACCUCCAGUUAGGUCUUGCUUUUAUACCAUUUGGAGUGGGUGCCCUGUGCGCACCCAUGACUACAGGUCGUUUGAUGGACUGGAAUUACCGUCGCGUCGCAAAAAAGGAGAACUUCCGAAUCGACAAGAAACGCGGCGAUGAUCUCAGGAACUUCCCAGUUGAGCGUGCCAGGCUAUCCGUCGCAGUUCCGAUGCUGGCAUUGGGCGCAGCUGCGGUGUUGUGCUACGGCUGGACGUUGGAGGUCGAGGCAAAACUGGCGGCGCCGCUCGUCCUGCACUUCAUCAUUGGCUUCGGUUUGACAUCUGCUUUCAAUUGCAUGGCAGUUCUCCUAAUCGAUUAUUACCCCAUGAGCCCCAGCACGGCCACCGCCGCUAACAAUUUGGUGCGCUGUUGGAUGGGUGCUGGAGGCACCGCGGCCAUCAAUGCCAUGAUCAAUUCCAUGGGACGAGGGUGGUGCUUCACCUUCGUCGCGGCUGUGCUGGCUGCAACGAGUCCGAUCCUUUGGGUUCUUCUGGCAUAUGGGCCCAGAUGGAGGGAAGAAAGGCGUGUUAAAGGAGAGACGGAUUCACGAAUCAAUCCUGGAUGA
Westerdykella ornata is the source of this 1569-nucleotide messenger RNA. Its product is annotated as MFS general substrate transporter. The coding region runs from base 1 to 1569 and encodes 522 amino acids. Gene Ontology annotation, molecular function: transmembrane transporter activity. The transcript has 4 exons. Lineage: Eukaryota; Fungi; Ascomycota; Dothideomycetes; Pleosporales; Sporormiaceae. Gene Ontology annotation, biological process: transmembrane transport. The record is from RefSeq and is a predicted model, not a curated record.